Phalaenopsis equestris is the source of this 1385-nucleotide messenger RNA. RefSeq names its product AUGMIN subunit 4. The record is from RefSeq and is a predicted model, not a curated record. Gene Ontology annotation, biological process: spindle assembly. Lineage: Eukaryota; Viridiplantae; Streptophyta; Magnoliopsida; Asparagales; Orchidaceae. Gene Ontology annotation, molecular function: microtubule minus-end binding. Gene Ontology annotation, cellular component: HAUS complex.
CUCGUUUCUACUCUGCGUUCGCUCCUUUUCUUUCCUCUGUCCGAGAUCUAUGGCGAGGCCAUGGAACACUCAGAAUACGCCGGCCGACGUAUCUCUGCUUAUCGAGCAGUUUAUGAGUCUCUUGAGCAUCGUUUGGUUGUUGCUGAGGCGGCUCAGAGAUUGAGGCUUCCGCUUCUAUCUAAAGAUGGAGAUAUUCACGAGGACGAGAUAGAGAAGUGGAAUACAAUGUCGAGGAGCUCUCUUGAUAGUGCAAGCAGUAUUACACUAAGCUCAAUGUCAACCGGGUACAAUAAUAGUUAUACAGAUAACAGUAGUAUUUCACGAAUUGCUGGUCUGCAUCCCAGCAUUUCUGAUAGUGUAGAGCUUGGAGUUGGUGGAGUACCUAAUCGCUUUCUUGGAGUAACUCCAAGUUUUCUAUGGCAAGUCCAACCACAGCAAGCUACCAUGGCUGUGAACCCGACAGAGUAUCAGAGGUCCAUUAUCCUGGAGAUUGAGUCUCGGCUAGCAGCUAAGUAUGAUACUUUGGCUGAUAUUUUCACAAUGGAUGAUAUUGAUUCUUCUUCACUAAGUCAGCUUUCAGGUGCCCAGCUCCCAGAAAGGGUUAAGUUAAUCAUUGAAGAGAUUGAAAGGGAAGAGGCGCUUUUAUUAGAGGAUCUUUACUCGAUGGAUAGAAAGUUUGCAGAGCACUUCAAUGUCAUAGAACAAAUACUAGAGGUGCUUAUUAAGUUUGUUAUGGACCUAAAAUUGCAGCAUCAACACGAAUUUGAUGAAUUGAGGAAAAAUUGGCUUUGCAAAAGAUGCCAAACAAUGAAUGCCAAAUUGAGGGUUCUGGAGCAUCUUCUUUUGCGCGAUACUUAUACAAAGGAGUCUGUGCCUGCUCUUCACAGGAUUCGAAAGUAUCUCGUAGAGGCAACUGAGGAAGCAUCCGUUGCUUAUAAUAAAGCGGUUACACGUCUAAGGGAAUAUCAAGGCGUAGAUCCAUACUUUGACUCAAUUGCCAGACAGUACAAUGAUAUUGUGAAGAAACUGGAGGGAAUGCAAUGGACAAUUCACCAAGUUGAAAUGGAUCUAAAGCGCUCACUUGAUCAAUCAGCAGCAUAAAACUAGUAUUAUUUUCUAAGUUGUCUAAGCCAAGGUUACUACCAAUAAGGUUUCAUGAGGACCUUUUCAAGGGCACCCCUAAGACAUUCUUGACAUAUAUCCCUAGCAGGUAUGGAGAAUUUGAAUGUUAGGGUUAUAUAUAUGAUUAGUUUAAAUUUUGGGAAUUGUAUUGCGAAUGAGCUUAUUUUAAUAACAUGUUGCCAACUCUUGUUAUUAUUGGAAAAAAAAAAAAUUGCAUAUUAUGCUUAAAAUAGAGGAUGUUAAACUAUGAAAUAUAUAUGCAU